UGCACAUGCGCAGUAUUACGUUCUUGUAUACAUGCGAUAUAUACAGCGCAAAGCGUGUUCAUAUGAGUAAAAUGCCGCCAAUUUAUAAUAACGUGUUAUAAUCCAAUAAUAUAAAAAAAUAGUGUGUUAAAAUUGAAUCUGGCAUUUCGUGGAAUCAAUAUAAUAAAUAAUGAGAAUUGGUGCAUAAUCAUAAGGAAAUAAAGACUUCGUUCAAGGAAUUUAAGUUUCUAUAGUAAUUAUCAAUUAAAACAAUGUCAUUCCGUGGUCGUGGAGGUGGUGGAUUUGGCAGAGGAGGCGGUGGUGGCGGUGGAUUUCGAGGUGGAAGAGGCGGUGGAGGUUUCCGAGGACGUGGUGGUGGGUUUGAUAGAGGUGGAAGAAACUUUGACCAAGGUCCACCAGAAGAAGUUACUCGAUUAGGCCACUUUACAUGGACAGUUCAAGAUGACCUUGUUGCUAAGGUAGACAUUGAACAAGUGCCCUUUUUUAAUGCUCCAAUUUACACAGAAAACAAACAACAAAUUGGGAAAAUAGAUGAAAUAUUUGGUAAUAUUAGGGAUUACUACGUAUCUAUCAAGUUAUCAGAAAAUAUGAGGGCAUCUAGCUUCCAAAAGGAUACAGAGUUGUUUAUAGAUCCAGCAAAACUAUUACCUUUACAAAGGUUUCUGCCUAGACCUCCUGGUGAAAAGAGAGGUGGAGGUGGUGGUCGUGGAAUGAAGAGAGGUGGUGGAGGAGGACGUGGUGGUAGAGGCGGAGGUAGACCCUCAUUUGGACGUGGUGGCUUUGGAAAUAGAGGUGGUGGUGGUGGUGGAGGAGGAGGAUUUAGAAGUCGUGGAGGAGGAGGAGGAUUUGGACGUAACGACUCUGGUAGAGGUCGCGGAAGAGGAAGAUGGUAGAAACAUAAAAGACUCUAUAAUGAAUUUUUAUAUAAAGACCUAUUAAGGAAUGAGAACAUGUUAAUUUCAUGAAAGAGACAGGAAUAUUAAUAGUUUUAAAUAAGAUUAAAAAAAAACGUAAUUGAAACAGUACUUCAUUUAUGUUCAAUAUUUUGUUAGUACAUGUGAUCUCUGCUUCCACAACUGAUACGUUAUAUAAAAGCAUAUGUUUUAUAUACAAAUAUUAAACAGA
Molecule: messenger RNA, 1125 nt
Organism: Nomia melanderi (Alkali bee)
Lineage: Eukaryota; Metazoa; Arthropoda; Insecta; Hymenoptera; Halictidae
Gene: Gar1
Product: Gar1 ribonucleoprotein
Biological process (GO): snoRNA guided rRNA pseudouridine synthesis; ribosome biogenesis
Cellular component (GO): box H/ACA snoRNP complex
Molecular function (GO): box H/ACA snoRNA binding
Source: RefSeq, a predicted model, not a curated record